Messenger RNA from Entelurus aequoreus (snake pipefish), 2415 nucleotides. It is a transcript of the gene slc35b2, whose product is annotated as solute carrier family 35 member B2. Gene Ontology annotation, cellular component: Golgi membrane; endoplasmic reticulum membrane. Gene Ontology annotation, biological process: transmembrane transport. Lineage: Eukaryota; Metazoa; Chordata; Actinopteri; Syngnathiformes; Syngnathidae. The record is from RefSeq and is a predicted model, not a curated record. Gene Ontology annotation, molecular function: 3'-phosphoadenosine 5'-phosphosulfate transmembrane transporter activity.
AGCACGAGAGACUGAGAGGGCUCCUCUUCCUGCUCCAGUCAACACAUCGGCUUUUGGGAGCGCAAUAAUAAGUUGAAGCUAACAAGCUAACGGCGGUUUGUCACGGAGAAAAGCCGACUUUGGUCUUGUUUUUUUAUCUCCGUCUUCCCCGACGGAGCCACUUUUUAUGUUUGGCUUCGGCCGACGCUUCUGAGUGUUUUGGCGUUUGCGCUGCGCCAGGUGUCGGGCCACAGGAGGGGAAAAUGUCCCCUUUUUCAUGGAGGGUUUGGCCUGCCCUGGUGUUGCUUCUCCUCCCUGGGGCCGUCGCCGCCGAAGAAGUGCCUUCGCUUCUGGACGGCUGGCGAGAAGUGUGGUUCCUUCGCUUCCUCGUCAACCUGCUGGGCUACUCCACCAUCAUCAUCCCCGGUUACCUGCUCGUUAGAUACUUCAAACGCGCCAACUACUUGGAGACAGGUAGCGGCGUCUUCUAUCCCGCCAUCAAGACCUGCGUGUUUGGCGCCGAGGCGGGACUGUUGGAUGACGCGUCCGUCACCUCCAGGAGCGAGGGGGAUUCAGGCUCGUCACUGAAGCAGACCUUCCAGCUGAUCUUUUGUGCUGCUGGACUUCAGGUGUCGUACCUGACAUGGGGGGUCCUGCAAGAGCGGGUCAUGACGCGGUCCUACGGCGCCACGUCCACAGACGAGCCCGGCGAGAGAUUCAAGGACUCCCAGUUCCUGGUCUUCAUGAACCGCAUCCUGGCCCUGACCGUGUCGGGCCUGUGGUGCGUCUUGUUCAAGCAGCCUCGCCACGGCGCUCCCAUGUACAAGUACUCCUUCGCCUCGCUCUCCAACAUCUUGAGCAGCUGGUGCCAGUACGAGGCGCUCAAGUACAUCAGCUUCCCCACGCAGGUCCUGGCCAAGGCCUCCAAGGUCAUCCCCGUCAUGCUGAUGGGCAAGAUCAUCUCCAGGAAACGCUACGAGUACUGGGAGUACCUGACGGCGGCGCUGAUAUCGCUGGGCGUCAGCAUGUCGUCCACCGUCACCACCUUCAGCGGCGUGCUCAUCCUGGGCGGCUACAUCGUCUUCGACAGCUUCACGUCCAACUGGCAGGACAACCUGUUCAAGUACAAGAUGUCGUCGGUGCAGAUGAUGUUCGGCGUCAACCUGUUCUCCUGCCUCUUCACCGUGGGCUCGCUGCUGGAGCAGGGUGCCUUCUUCGACUCGCUGGCCUUCAUGGCGCGCCACUCGGAGUUCGCCUUCCACGCCGUGCUGCUCUCAGUGUGUUCGGCGUGCGGCCAGCUCUUCAUCUUCUACACCAUCAACCGCUUCGGCGCCGCCGUCUUCACCAUCAUCAUGACCCUGCGCCAGGCCAUCGCCAUCCUCCUCUCGUGCUUCCUGUACGGCCACGCCGUCGCCAUUGUUGGCGGCUUCGGCAUCGCCAUCGUUUUCCUCGCUCUCUUUCUGCGAGUGUACGCCCGCAACCGCAUGAAGUCGGGCCGGCGGGCGACGCCACUGCCGCCGGCGCAGAACGCGUAGCACUCGCACUGAACUGGGGACUGAAACCGCGCUUUUUCGUGGUGCUUUUUCUGGGUCGAUUUUUUUGCUUUUAUUUUGAAGGGUUCACUUCACAUUCAUCGUUUUAUGUUUUCUUUUAUUAGGUACUGAAAGGGAUUUUAUUUGGACCCCAGGUGCCUCAGAGGGUUCUGUUUCACGACCUGCCUCAUGUUCUUCUUACCAAAACACCACAUGUGGCCAAGUGGAGUUACUGCGGGUGUUUUUAUUGUUGUUGGCCCAUUUAACACUGAAGACUUCAACAAAACGGUCACACAAUAUUCGUCGUUGUGUCACAGUGUCCGCACGUCGGGGUGUGCAAGGGAUCUUUAACACUUUUAAAUAACAAACUUCUAACAAGCUCCAAUACAAGAACUCCACUAAUGUUUGCAUUUUAAAAAGAUGAUCACUUUCCAGGACUACAAAUUAGGGAUGGGGUAUGAAAAUCAAGCGAAUGCACUACUUGGCUGGGGCCAGAAGAGGCGCUGUUGAUUCAUGUUCAACUAGUUUGUGGUGUGAAGAAGAACAAAAUGUUAUUCAAAAUUGUGCUCUGUAUCCAAUACUCUAAUGGAAACAGCAGUUCAGAACAUUCAGAUCGAGAUCUUCCCAAACCACGAAAUCAUGUUUUGUUCUUGUAUUUUGAUCUCACUAUAUUGUGUACUUUAAUAUUGGGGCACAAAAACAGUUUGUACGCGCCACCUGGUGACCAAAAUAAUAUUGUCAGGAGUUGUGUGUGUGCGUGUUUGACUGCUUCAUAUUAAUAAUGUUUGUGAUGAAUGACGUGUGUGUGUGGAAGGACCCACAACUCAUGAAAGGAAAUGCAGUGUCAAUGUCAUUUAAAAUGGUGACAGAAUUCAUAAUAAAAUACUUAUUAACUUAAAAAGCU